Messenger RNA from Cinclus cinclus, 1926 nucleotides. It is a transcript of the gene INSM1, whose product is annotated as INSM transcriptional repressor 1. Gene Ontology annotation, biological process: regulation of cell cycle process; neuron differentiation; negative regulation of transcription by RNA polymerase II. Lineage: Eukaryota; Metazoa; Chordata; Aves; Passeriformes; Cinclidae. Gene Ontology annotation, cellular component: nucleus; transcription repressor complex. The record is from RefSeq and is a predicted model, not a curated record. Gene Ontology annotation, molecular function: DNA-binding transcription repressor activity, RNA polymerase II-specific; RNA polymerase II cis-regulatory region sequence-specific DNA binding.
AUGGCCCCGGCCCGCUUAAAGGCGGCGGCGGCCGCGCCGCGGGCAGAGCGAGGAGCCUCUGCCGGCCGCCGCCGGCCCGGAGCCGGCGCGAAGAUGCCCCGGGGCUUCCUGGUGAAGCGCAGCCGGCGGCCCACCCCUGUGUCGUACCGGCCGCGCUGCUGCCGCGAGGCCGCCGCCGGCCCGCCGCUCCCCGCCGGCGCCGCCCCGCCGCCUACCUGCCCCGCCGCGCCGCCGCCCCCGCCGCGGGACUCGCCGCCGCCGGUGCCGUUCGGGACCCCCGAUGCCGCCGUGCAGGCGCUGUACAGCCCCACGCGGCCCGUCAGCAGGGACAAGUACCUGGAGCGCGGCUUCAGCCUGGGCUCUCCCGUCUCGGCCGAGUCCUUCCCCGCACCGGCCGUGCCCGGCACCAUGGACCCGAUCCUCUUCGCCCCGGCUGACCUCAAGCUAUGGGCCGCUGCUGGCCACGCCGAACCGCCCGCCGCCCACCCCGGCCCCGGUGGAGCCCCCGUGCCUCCCGCGCCGCCCGCUUCGGGCCGCCCGCUGCCCGCCAAGCGCCCGCCGGGCGCGUCCGAACCCGGGCGGCAGAAGGCUUCGUCGGGCAAGAAGACGAAGGCGAUCCGCAAGCUGACCUUCGAGGACGAAGUGACCACCUCGCCCGUGCUGGGGCUGCGCAUCAAGGAGGGCCCGGUAGAGGCGCCGGCCAAGGCGCGGAGCGGCUGCGCCCGUCCGCUCGGCGAGUUCAUCUGCCAGCUCUGCAAGGAGGAGUACGGGGACCCCUUCGCGCUGGCUCAGCACCGCUGCUCCCGCAUCGUCCGGGUGGAGUACCGCUGCCCCGAGUGCGACAAGGUCUUCUCCUGCCCCGCCAACCUCGCCUCCCACCGCCGCUGGCACAAACCGCGUCCGCCCGCCACCAAGAGCGGCCCCGAGGCGGGCCGAGCACCGGCCGCGGGCCCGAGCCCGGCCCCGACGGAGGAGACGCCGAAGGAGGCGAGCGGCGGCAGCGGCAGCGACCGGGACACGCCGAGCCCUGGCGGAGCCUCGGAGGCGGGCUCCGAGGAGGGGCUCUUCGAGUGUCCCCGCUGCGCCAAGCGGUUCCGCCGGCAAGCCUACCUGCGCAAGCACCUGCUGGGGCAUGCCGCACCCGCACCCACGCCAGCCCCGGCACCCGCACCGGCCCCGGAGCCCAGCACCGAGGAGCUGCCUGCCGCCGAGUGCCGCCUCUGCCCCGUCUGCGGGGAGACCUUCCCCAGCAAGAGCAGCCAGGAGCGGCACCUGCGCCUUCUGCACGCCGCCCAGGUCUUCCCCUGCAAGUACUGCCCGGCCACCUUCUACAGCUCUCCCGGCCUCACCCGGCACAUCAACAAGUGCCACCCCUCGGAGAACCGGCAGGUCAUCCUGCUCCAGGUGCCGCUGCGCCCCGCCUGCUGAGCCGCCCGUGCCUUCCCCGCCGCCCCGCGCUGCUCCCCCGGGGCCGCCACACGAUUAGCUUUAAUACGGCUUGUGACCUGCUGGAAUCUGGCUUUACACUUACCUUCCCGGGGUCUCUCUCUUCUUUUAUCUUUUUUUUUUAUUUUUUAAUUUUUUAAACAUUUUGUUCCUUUGCUCUGGUUUUUAUCGAUGUGAACAGAUCAAACUGCUCGAGAGAAACAAGCGUUUCCUUUAGUGUAGCCACAAAUGCCUUGACUCUGCUGUUGAUGGUCUCCAGAAAAUGCUGUAGAAACUGCCUUAACUGUGACAUGCCAACUUUCUGUUUCUGUUCGUUUUGCCCUUACUAAGGUAGUUCAUGAGUUGUCUAUCUGUAUAUGUUGUUUUGAGUAAUUAUGUUAUUUAUUCGUUAUUUAUUUAUAUUAAUUAUGAAGAUUGAUAUUAUUUGAUUGCAGAUAUUCUAAUGUGCUUUUUUUGUCUCCCCGCCUGCCAUUUCACUGU